GGCUGCAGUGAGGGGCCCCGGGAAUUGCCCCGCAGGGCCUCUCGCCUCUUGGUGUCCGACUCGGAGUCAGUUCCCUUCUCCUCUCGGCUUCCCGGAACCUGCCCGGACGGGCGAGGGGAGAGACGGCAACUUGGGUCUCGGCGAGGGAGCCCCAGCGCAGACGCUCUAGCUCCCAGGCCUGGCGGCCCUCUGUGGACCUGGACUUGGGUGUGGGUCGGGGCCCGAGUCCGGGUUGAGGUGGGAAUCCCCCCCGCCGGGCCGGUGGAGUGGCGGGAAUAGGGGCGGGGUGUGACCGCGGGGGCUGCCACUGCCCCGGGGGUCUGGACGUCGCCCUAGAUGGUUUCUGGAGCCGGCCUGGAGUGGAGCCCCAGCCAUGGCUGCCAUUCGAAAGAAGCUGGUGAUCGUGGGGGAUGGGGCCUGUGGGAAGACCUGCCUCCUCAUCGUCUUCAGCAAGGAUCAAUUCCCAGAAGUCUAUGUCCCUACUGUCUUUGAGAACUACAUCGCAGACAUAGAGGUGGACGGCAAGCAGGUGGAGCUGGCUCUGUGGGACACAGCAGGGCAGGAAGACUAUGAUCGCCUGCGGCCUCUCUCCUACCCGGACACUGACGUCAUCCUCAUGUGCUUCUCCAUCGACAGCCCCGACAGCCUGGAAAACAUUCCUGAGAAGUGGACCCCGGAGGUGAAGCACUUCUGCCCCAACGUGCCCAUCAUCCUAGUGGGGAAUAAGAAGGACCUGAGGCAAGACGAACAUACCCGGAGAGAGCUGGCCAAGAUGAAGCAGGAGCCUGUUCGAUCUGAGGAAGGCCGGGACAUGGCAAACCGGAUCAGUGCCUUUGGCUACCUUGAGUGCUCAGCCAAGACCAAGGAGGGGGUGCGGGAGGUGUUUGAGAUGGCCACUCGGGCUGGCCUCCAGGUCCGCAAGAAUAAGCGCCGGAGGGGCUGCCCCAUUCUCUGAGACCCCCAAGGCCUCCCCUCCUCCCCCACCUCCCUUCACAGGGGUGCAGAAACUCCCCCUGCCCCCAGCAGCCCCACCCUAUUAGGGAUCCCUGCUGAAGGCUCCCUUUCCCAAUUCCCUCCUGCCCAGGACUGCAUCGCGCUUCCCCAGCCCUGAUGGCGGUGGCCGUAGGCCCCGUCUCAGCACUCUGGGAACCAGAGCACAGUCCCUCCUCCUGUUGCCUUGGUCCAGGGGUGGGGCUCUUGAUCCCUUUGGCCUUCCCCAGAGGAUCAUCACACCAGCACUUUAUACACUUCUGGCUCACAGGAGAGUAUCUGGGGUAGGGGACUUGGAGGGUGUAACCCAGAGUCCCGGGCCCCUGGUGUUUCUGCUUUGGGCAGGGGCCUUGCAUCUGGCUGUACUUGGUGUGGGGCAUGAAUAAAGGCCACAGGCUCCAA
Messenger RNA from Eubalaena glacialis (North Atlantic right whale), 1392 nucleotides. RefSeq names its product ras homolog family member C (gene RHOC). The transcript is spliced from 5 exons. The record is from RefSeq and is a predicted model, not a curated record. Gene Ontology annotation, cellular component: neuron projection. Gene Ontology annotation, molecular function: GTPase activity; GTP binding. NCBI's taxonomy places the organism in Eukaryota, Metazoa, Chordata, Mammalia, Artiodactyla, Balaenidae. The coding region runs from base 374 to 955 and encodes 193 amino acids. Gene Ontology annotation, biological process: small GTPase-mediated signal transduction.